This is a messenger RNA of Parasteatoda tepidariorum (common house spider), 672 nucleotides long. RefSeq lists its product as uncharacterized. Gene Ontology annotation, molecular function: nucleic acid binding. Gene Ontology annotation, biological process: DNA integration. The record is from RefSeq and is a predicted model, not a curated record. Lineage: Eukaryota; Metazoa; Arthropoda; Arachnida; Araneae; Theridiidae.
AUGCAUGGUAGGAAUUUGGCUCGGAAAAUUGCUCAUGAUUGUGUCAUUUGCACUAAAUUUAAACCUAGAUUUUUAGUUCAAAAAAUGGGCGAUUUGCCUAGUGUUCGAUGUAAACCAACUUUUCCUUUCCUAAAUUCUGGUACUGAUUUCGCAGGACCUUUUUUCAUAAAAAACAAAAAUCAACGUAAAGGCCCGUUUCAAAAAAUAUUUAUUGCUAUUUUUGUAUGUCUUGUAACUAAAGCUAUUCACAUUGAAAUUGUUUCUAAUCUAACAUCUGGCUCUUUUAUUGCAACCCUAAAAAGAUUCAUUGCCUGUAAAGGCAAAUGUUCCAUAUUAUAUAGUGACAAUGCCAAAACCUACUUAGGAGCAAAUAGAGAACUUAAACGUUUGUAUAAUCUAGUUAGUAAGCCAGAUGAAACUCUAUCUAAAUUUCUUAUUUCUGAGAGAAUUAAUUGGAAGUUUAUUCCCCCUAGAAGUCCAAAUUUUGGUGGAAUAUGGGAAAGUGGUAUAAAAUCAUUUAAAUUUCACUUAAAACGAACAAUAGGUACUUUAACAUACGAAGAAUUUCUAACUAUUAUUAAUCAAAUCGAAGGUAUUUUAAAUUCAAGGCCUUUAAUGCCACUUUCCAGUGAUGCUGAUGAUCUGGAUGUUUUAACACCAGCUCAUUUUUAA